Messenger RNA from Exophiala xenobiotica, 1086 nucleotides. RefSeq lists its product as uncharacterized. The record is from RefSeq and is a predicted model, not a curated record. The transcript is spliced from 3 exons. The coding region runs from base 1 to 1086 and encodes 361 amino acids. NCBI's taxonomy places the organism in Eukaryota, Fungi, Ascomycota, Eurotiomycetes, Chaetothyriales, Herpotrichiellaceae.
AUGUCUGCAUUCUUCAACCUUUUCAAGCGCCGCAAGGUGCCGCUCGCUUGCAUGAUGUCUCUCGAUCAGGGUCACGUCCACACUCAAGCCUGUUUUGUGGAAAUCAUGCCAUUGUCCGUUGUGGAGCUGUUUCAGUCGCAAGGCUGCGUGUCAUGCCCACCGGCGCUUCCCUUGAUCCAUGACGCGACCAACAACCCCAACUUGCUCCUUCUCACCUACGACGUCACUUACUGGAACUCUUCAAGCGGUUGGGAGGAUACAUUCGGCUCAAUCCAUUGGGAUGCUAGACAACGCCAGUAUGUCACAAAAUGGGGUCGCAACGGCCUCUUCACUCCGCAAAUUGUCGUCGACGGGGCUUCAGAUGGCAUUGGCGCGACCAAGGAUGAAGUCAACCAGAUCAUUGUGCAGGCCAUGGAAAAGAGAAAUGGAAUGACGUGGGCAUUGGGGAUCGAUCGCGUCGGGAGUGAGCUCAGGCUGGCGUCCGAACUGUCUGAAGCGGAUAUGGUGUAUGAUGUCCUGCUUGUCACGUAUGAUGCGGCUCUGCAAACAGUCAAAGUUGGGAAAGGACCGAACAAAGGGAAGAAAGUGCCGCAUCGGAAUGUUGUCAAGGAGUUGAUGAAGAUCGGGGAGUGGAAGGGCGGGAUUGAGACACUUCCGCUGCCUACCCCGACGAACUAUGGCUAUGAGAGGGUUGCCCUGGUUCAGGGAGGCAUUGGAGGGCCCAUUGUGGCUGCGUUGAAGUUGAGUCGGCCUGCUCGACGUUUCUUCUGCACGGGCCGAAUAACAGCGAUCUUGCCUGUACCCUUCUCGGAUAAUGCUCCCGGGCUUGGUGCCCUCGUCGCGUGCUUGAAGAUGGACAACGCCUUCCCCGCCAAUUUCGACAUCGCCACAAAGAAGGCAAAGACCGUCGCCGGGUUCAAUGGCGCAUACACAACUGCCGCGCUGUGCAUCUGGACUCAGCCUGGAGCGCCGCUAUAUGGCGUCCAAGAAACAAAUGGUGGGUUGAUCGUCUUUGUAGGGGGUCUGCCUAUCUUCGUGGACGGCUUCUUCGUUGGCGCUGUUGGUGUGAGUCGGGGGCUCGAAUGA